UGGACGUCUCCAUGAAAUGUACAGUUAAUUAGCCAAGUUUAAUUCAAAGGAUUGAUAUAAAGCGACGUUCGAAUACACAUAAACAUGACCUCAAAGGACGACGCGUCAAAAUAUGAACUGUUGCGUUUGAUUUAUCUACAUCUCAAGGAGAAUGGUUACCAGAAAGCUGCUAACGUGCUGAAAAAGCAUGUUACUCAGAACGAAACGACAGCUGUGACGACGACCCUCCAUGAUAUCUACACGAGUUGGGCUCAAGCGCCUGAUACUGUGAAGCUUAAAGAAGAGCCAGAUGCAGAUGUGAAGAAGGCAGACGCUGCUGGUGACACCAAGACACUGAAAGAAGAUGCAGAGUUGGCAAAAAUUGUACCAGAAGAGAAAACAGAAGAGAAGACAGUUGAGGCAGCAGAGACCAAGCCCAUUAUCAAGGUGUCUGUUGCCCCUGAAAGUGAGCCAGACCCCGCCCCUGUUGAAUCACAAGCCCCCAAGAGCUCAGACAGCGAGCCCAAAAAGGAAGGUGAUGCUGAUGCGGAUGAGCUGCAGAAACCAGCCCCCCAGAACUCCAUGGUUCCUCCCCCAGUGACAGCAAGUGAUGCCACCAUCAUCCAGGAUAAACCCACUCCCAAGGCCCCCCCCUCGGGGGCGAAGUCUACAACCUCAGAGAGCGAGAGCAACGAUGACUUGGAGGAUGAGGAGUCUCCGCCACAACAGAAUGCCAUGGUGACCCCCAAUUCCAACACUGUGUCAGCGACCGUAAGAAAGGAGGCGACAGCAGCCACCCCUGUCCCGGCCGUAGCUCCCGCAAAAAUGGCAGAGAGCUCCGAGAGUGACAGCCAGUCAGAGAGUGGAGACGAGAUUCCACCGUCUCGGGCCACAUCCAGCAAGCCUCCAGCCACACCCACAGUGCUCAGCAAGCCUCCAGCCACACCCACAGUGCCCAGCAAGCCCCCAGUCACACCCAAAGUGUCCGGCAAGGCUGAGAGUUCAGACAGCGACAGUGAGGAUUCAGGCAGUGAGGAGGAGACACCUGUACAGAAAAAGGUAGCCACCACAAAGAACACGCCCAGCAAGGCCCAGGCCACCCCCACAGUACCUGCAAAGUCCCUGGCUACGCCCACAGCAUCCAGCAAGGCUGAGUGCUCAGACAGCGACAGUGAGGAGUCAGACAGUGAGGACGAGACACCUGUACAGAAAGGAGUAACACCAAAAGUUACAGCUGGAACUCCGGCCAAGAAGGCUCCAGCGAAGGGGGCGUCUGCACCUCCAGCCAAGCCCAGCCAGCCCACCCCCAGCCAGACCAAAGCUGCACCCAAGUCCCCUGCUUCGGGGAAGAAGGCUGAGAGCUCAGAGAGUGAAAGCACAGACGAAUCUGAGAGUGAGGAGGAGGCUCCGCCACAAAAAAAAGCCACUGUGACCCCCAAAGCUGGCUCCGUGCGUGCAGCUCCUGCAGCAGCUAAGCCCAGCAAGGCCACCCCUGUCCCAGCCACAGGCCCCUCAAAAACAGCAGAGAGCUCAGAGAGUGACAGCCAAUCAGGCAGCGAAGAUGAGACUCCUCUAUCUCAGAAGAAGGUAGUCACCACAAAAGCUACACCCAGCAAGACGCCGGCCUCACCCAAAACAUCCAGCAAGCCCCCGGCAAAGCCCACAGCUUCCAGCAAGGCUGAGAGCUCGGACAGCGACAGCGAGGACUCUGACAGUGAGGAGGAGACACCUGUACAGUUACAGAAAGCAGUGGUAACACCAAAAUCUACUGCUGGAGCUCCAGCCAAGAAGACUCCAGCAAAGGGGGUGUCUGCAAUUCCAGCCAAGCCCAGCCAGCCCACCCCCAGCCAGACCAAAGCUGCACCCAAGUCCCCUGCUUUGGGGAAGAAGACUGAGAGCUCGGAGACCGAAAGCACAGAUGAAUCAGAGAGUGAGGAGGAGCCGCCUGUCAAGAAGAAGGUGACUCCAGUUGCCCCAUUAAAUCCAGCGGUUAUGACAGCUCCAGUCAAGGCCAAGGCCACGCCCAAGACCACACCCAAAGCCAUGCCCAAGGCCCCUGCACCCCCCAAGGAGGUGGAGAGCGAGAGUACAGACUCAUCAGAUAGCGAGGAUGAGGCUCCAGCCAAGAAGGCUCCAGCCAAGGGGGCCUCCGCACCUCCAGCCAAGCCCAGCCAGGCCACCCCCAGCCAGGCCAAAUCUGCACCCAAGCCCUCUGCUUCAGGGAAGAAGGCAAAGAGCUCUGAGAGCGAAAGCACUGAUGAAUCAGAAAGCGAGGAGGAGCUGCCUGUAAAGAAGGCAGCAUCGGUAACCCCAGCAAAGCCAGAGGCCACGCCAAAAGGUGCACCCAAAGCCACACCCAAGCGCCCCGCCCCCAAGGAAGAAGAGGAUGAGAGCUCAGGCUCUUCGGAAAGCGAGGAAGACGAUGUAGCAUCGAAAGCAGCAGCCGCUCCCACACCAAAGGCAGCUGCUUUGGCUCCAGCAAAGGCCACGGCCACGGCCACACCCAAGCCCUCGGCUCCUGCCAAUAAGGAGAGCAAGAGCUCUGAGUCCUCCAGCAGCGAUGAUGAGACCCCAGCAGAGAAAUCAGAAGCAACUUCCAAACUAAAGGCCGUGCCAGCCACGCCUGAAGCCACGCCCCCGGUCACACCCACAGCCACGCCCAAGGUCACAGCAGAGAAUGAGAGCGCAAGCUCUUCGGACAGUGAGGAUGAGGCUCCACCCAAGGAGAAGGUUGCGGAGAGUGAGUCAAAGGCAGUGCUGGUCACGCCUGAGGCCACACCCAAAGCCACACCCAAGAACACUGUGCCUUCAAAGGAGGAGGACAGCAACAGCGAGGACUCUUCAGAAACUGAGGAGGCUCCCCCUGCUGCUGUGAAGACUCCCGUAGCCAAAGAACCUGCUGCUGCUGGUUCCACGGCCACACCCGCCUCACCUACCACAGACAUGCCUACCGCACCUGACAGCAAGGAAGAGGAGGGAGACACGCCCACCCCUGCUCAGGAAGUACCAGAAUUGAAGCUCUCGGAGGUCACCCUGCCAGAAGGGAUGGCCCCAGACUCUGCUCCAACUGUCCCUGUGCCACCCAUCCCAGAGGACAGCAGCCCCGGCCAAGAGGAGGACUCCCAGUCUCCUCUAGUCCCCGAGGCUCCACCACAGAAAUCUGCAUCACAGGGCAAGAAGAAGAAAAAGAAGAAAGGUGCUGCCCCCUUUGGGGACGAGAGUGCCCCCCCUGCUGCCCUGGAGAAGGGUAAGAACAGCACACCCUCUGCACCUCCCCCAAAGGGAUCUGAUCUGGAUGCCUCCGCAAUCGAUCUGGAUGAAUUAAUUGCAGACGCGCGCAAAGCUGCUGAGGCCACACCCACAGGAAAUGACACAUCUGAGAGCGGAAGUAACCUCCCGAAUGCUACAUCAGAGACCUCACAGCCUUUACCUGAGGCUGUGCCUGUUGAGGCCCCACCUGCAGAGACUGUCCCUGUAGAGGUGGCACCAGUAGAGACCCCCCCUGCAAAGGCCCCAUCGGGAGAGACCCCCCCUGUAGAAACCCCAGCAACAGGAGCAAAGAGGAAAAGAGGCCAGGAGACCACAGACUCACCUGCUAAGAAGAAGAAGAAGAAAAAGAAGAAGGAAAAGGCUGCCCCCCCACAGACCGAGCCUGUGAACGAUGAGAACGAGCCUCCAUCACAGCCCGCUGCCCCUCCACCAGAUAAAAAAGUGGCAGAGUUGGAGGCUACUGUGAACUCUGAUUGCACUACCAUCAUCCUGUCGGCCAAAACCUUGAAGAAAAAGAAGAAGAAGAACAAGAAAAAGAAGAAGAUGAUGAUGAUGGCAGCGAACGAGGAGGUGGUGGGGAAUGGCACACCCAAGACCCCUAAAACAGAAAAAGCCACAUCAAAAAAAAACAAGAAAGCCACACCCCCAGCAACAGUCCCACAGGAGACUUUGGUCACAGCCAACCAAUCGGGAGCCUCGUCUGGAACCCCAGGUAAGGGAGCCCCCAAGGCCACCCCUGGCAAGAGGCCGUUCUCCGCCGUGGCCACCCCUGAGCAGGACGGACAGGAGGCCCCAAAGAAGAAGAAGAAGAAAAAGAAGAAGCUGGACAAGGGGAGCGCCGAAAGCACCGGCCCACAGACAGAAACGCCAGUGGCUGUGAAGAAGAAGAAGAAAGACAAGGAGAAGAAGAAAGCCAAGGAAGGGAAGCCAGCGCCAGAGAUCGCUGUGGAAAUUACGCCUCCCUCCUCGGAGACAAAAGCGAGCCUCUCAUCAGAGAAGAAGAAAAAGAAGAAAAACAAGCUGAAGGAGAAGAAGGAGAAAAAAAUGCAGAUAAAGAAGACUCCUUUCAAGGCCUCACCAGGGCUCAGUCCUGAUAGCCCUUCCUCUCUGGGGACCAGUCCAGCGCUGGCCAAGAACACCCCUGGGAAGAAAAAGAAGUCCCCCAAGAACAAGUAGCCCAGUUGGAUUUUGGGGGCGUUAUCAUCUGUCUGAAGAUCCAGGAGCUGCUAGCCAGGUAGAAAGGACCAUUGCCAGGGUUUUUUUCCUCAGAGUGGAAAGGCAAUUUAGCAUUUUUUUUUAAUAAUUAUAAUGAAUUCAUACUUACUUCAUAUGUCUUAUGGGGAAAGCUCAUCUCUGUUUGCUUGUUAGUUCUCUUUUUUGUUGCUGUUUUUAACUGUGACCAUGACAUUCUGUGAGUUUGUGUUGGUUUAAGUUUUUCUGAAGGGGGUAUAGAGUCGCGGUGACACACUCAAGCCUGGAACAUUAAAAAACGAUGAAUUUCACAAGAGAGUGACGACUGAAGGCAUCUGCUGUGUGUUGUCACUGGUGUUGAAAUGUGAAUGUUUAUAUUUCUGAUUCAUAAAAAUGGGGAACACUGGUCGUACACAACCUCCUCUGUCCUGAGCAUGCUGCUCAUAUUGCAUUGUACACCCCAUUGCUGAGUCCUGAAGCCCAUUUUUAGUUUUUAUCUUAAGAGCGCAUCUCCACAGAGAAGUAUUAAUGUGAGGACUGAGGGGGUUACACUGAUGAUGGAUAACCUCACUGCAGUGGUUGUCAGGGAAUUUUUCAUGAGUUCUGUGUUUACAAACCAACCUUUCAGUCUCAAAAAGC
This is a messenger RNA of Megalops cyprinoides (Indo-Pacific tarpon), 5079 nucleotides long. Its product is annotated as nucleolar protein dao-5-like. The transcript is spliced from 27 exons. The record is from RefSeq and is a predicted model, not a curated record. Lineage: Eukaryota; Metazoa; Chordata; Actinopteri; Elopiformes; Megalopidae. Bases 85 to 4425 code for a protein of 1446 amino acids. Gene Ontology annotation, molecular function: protein binding.